AUGCCUAGCAGUCCUGUUGGCGCACCAAUGGGUUAUUCAAUAUGGGGAUAUUUAGAACAACUUAACAGAACACAUAUUAAUUCUCUUGGUAUUGGUAUUGAACGACUAGAAUCUUUAGCAAAAGAUAUAAUCUUCACUAACACUCUCAAUUUUGUAUCCAAUGAUACUGAUAACAUUUGUUCAAUUAAUGAUUCAAUACUUGAUCGAUUUUGUAGUGAUAUAUUAUCACAAAUUCAUUACAAUGUUCAAUAUUUUAUUUUUGAAUCAAUGAUCAUGGAACGUAUUCUACUUGUUACUAAUUAUCCUAAUCUAAAUAAACUCAAAAUCUUCAAAUUCAAUCAAGAUAUUGCUUUACGUUAUUUUACAGAUGAAACACCUUUUCGAAAUAUUUUCAAACAACAAAUUAUAGAUCUUACGCUUAUAAUUGAUGAAAAAAAUGAUCUUACAGAAACAAUUGAUUACACAACAAAUCAUUUUAGUAUUUUUCAACCAUCUACUAAGAUGUCUACAAGUUUAUCACUUCAAGAUUUACCAUCGACUACUUUUUCUUCUUCAACUCUAAUCAAAUUAUGUAUUAAUGUACUUAAUAUUGAUGAUUGUCUUUCUCUACUUAAUGGUCGUCUCGAACAACUUUCUAUUUUGAUUGUUACUAUUGAUAAUAAUGCUUUACUUAAUUUGAAAUGUUUCUCAUUGACAAUUUACGAUUUAUCUUACGGAUACGACACUCAAAUUGUACCACUUGUUCGUCGUAUGCGUAAUCUCGAAGAAUUAACUUUAUAUCUUUGUAUAAAAAAUCGAACUAGAUUUGUUGAUGGUACUCAACUUCAUAAUGAUAUUCUUAUUUAUAUGGAAUGUACUAAGAAUAAAAAACCAGUAAUUCGUACAUUAACUGGAACAAAAAUUAUAUUAUCUCAACGUGUCAAUGGCCUAACAAAUGAUAACAAUGAUGAUAAACGAUCUCGUUCACCUUCACCAUCAUCUCUAACAAAUUCUAAGCGUAUUUCUUCAACAUUUAAACCGUCCAUGAUUUCAUCACCAAAUAUACUUUCUGAUCGAACUAAUCAAAUAAUUAUUAACAAUGAUAAUCAAUUAUUAUCCAAAGGUAUUAAAAGAAAAUUAAAUACAAAUCGUUAUAUGACACUUGAUUUUGAAAAUGAUACAGACGAUUUUUUCUAA
Rotaria sordida is the source of this 1176-nucleotide messenger RNA. Lineage: Eukaryota; Metazoa; Rotifera; Eurotatoria; Philodinida; Philodinidae. The record is from the annotation of a GenBank genome assembly.